AUGGAGAAUGAGAGUCCAGGUCAACUCCAGGAUCUUCUCGAGUUCUUCUCUGGGCCCAGCACCGAAGCUGAGUCGAUUGUGUCCCUCGCCUACAAGCUUGCUGACCUCGUCUUCCUGCCGGUUCCCGCAUCACCACCGAUGCAGUAUUCUCAAUGCUACGCCCCGCCUCCCUCGGCUCUUCCACAACAAUACCCCCCUCAGCCCCUUCUUCCUCCUCCUUCGAUACCCUCGCAGACUUUGCCGACUCAGUCGCCUCAGCCUCCUGUACUGGCUUCGCAGGAUUCGUCACCCUCACCAUUCAUGGAUCAGAUGAGGGCUCAAUCAAUGAUGCCGCAGCAGAUGUUCCACACGCCGCAGCCGCGUGCCAAUACCGAGCCUGUACGAAGAGCAUCCCUUGACAGGGAGCUUCCCCCACCACCACAGGAAAACCAGCCAAUGAACUUUCAGUUCAUGCCCGAAAAUAUGGUCUCGUUUGAAGACUGGGAGAGUUUCUCCAGCACUGUCGUUGACGAGAAUGCGCCGCAGCCUACGACGAUGUCGUCAGAAUGGCCGAUGGUGCCUGUACAAUAUUACAACGCCCCUGUGGGGCCAUGA
This is a messenger RNA of Colletotrichum graminicola M1.001, 594 nucleotides long. RefSeq lists its product as uncharacterized. The transcript has a single exon. Lineage: Eukaryota; Fungi; Ascomycota; Sordariomycetes; Glomerellales; Glomerellaceae. The record is from RefSeq and is a predicted model, not a curated record. Bases 1 to 594 code for a protein of 197 amino acids.